CCCCCCCCCAGCCCGAAAGCCAACCCGUCUCCGUUUCGGUGGGGGUCAGUUACAGCGCGCCGGGCAGCUCGGGUAACGUAACGCAGCGGCUGGGGGCCGCCAGCCUGCCCCCCCCCCCCCCCCCCCCCCCCCCCGCACCCUGCCAUGAAAAAGUCAUGAGGCAAACAAUCCCCGGGACCUAUUUUCGGGAACAAUAACUCGCCGCCGCGCUGACACCGGAGCCGGGGGGGAAGGAGGCCGCGGCAGCGCGGUGCUGGUGCGCAGCCGACAGCGGGUGCUGGGGACCGAGCGUCCCAUCCCGAAGGGUGCUGAGCCCGUCCCCAGGUCCCUUUGGUGGCAGCGGGCUGGGGGCUCCCCACGCCCUGUCCCCUCCUGUCCCCCUCCCCCCCCCCCCCCAAGGCAGCCCACGGACCCCCGGCACCGGAGGGCCCCGCACCCCGCGUGCUGCAGGGGGUCCCCACGCGCCCCCCCAGCCCCGUCCCGUCGCAACCACGGGGCUGCGUGACCCCACAGCCGCGGGAGGGAUUUGGGGCCACAGGACAGAUGGAGGCCAAGGGCCCCAAAGCAGGAUAAAAGGUUUAAACUAAUCAAAAUGCCUGGCUAAUUGUAAGGCGCUUAGGGGCUGGCUGGGAGGCGGCGCGGCUGGAGGUGACCCGCUGCUGAAUCAGAGAGCCCGGUAACCUUAGCCCGCGGGGAACGGAUCCGCCGGCCCGCGCCCGGAUCGGGUUCCCACCCAAGUUUUCCACCCGCAGCGGGACACCGGGGCCGUGGUGCUGGAGGGCGGCGUGGCCGCGCACCCCAGGAACCGGCCGGGGGCUGCUGGGGCGCCCGCUCCCUUGGGCUCGAAGCGAAAGCCCCGCUCUAGGUUACCCCGGCCUCGGCGCCCGCUGCAAUCUGGCCGGGCUUUGUAAUCCUACCUGCGCCUAAUUCAACGGGCCGCGGCCCCCGGCCCACCCCCGGACCCCCCCGCUGUGCCGCGCCGCGCCGAGCCGCGCCGUGCCGAGCCGCGGGGCCAGUGCGGCAGCGGCAGCCGGCAGCGCAGACGUCCCCGCCGCGACGCCCGGGGAGCCCCCGGCAGCCCCCUUGGGGCCGCCCCCCCCCCCCCCAGCCGCCGGCGGAAGAUGCCAACGAAUGGGAUCCACCAGGUCCUGAAGAUCCAGUUUGGGCUGAUCAACUGCGAGAGCCGGUACCUGACGGCGGAGAGCUUCGGCUACAAGGUGAACGCCUCGGCGCCCAGCCUGAAGCGCAAGCAGAUCUGGACGCUGGAGCAGGACGAAGCCGACGGCUCUGUCGUCUUCCUCAAGAGCCACCUGGGCCGGUACCUGGGGGCCGACAAGGACGGCAAGGUGCGCUGCGAGGCCGAGCAGCCGGGCCGCGAUGAGCGCUUCAGCAUCGUCACGCAGUCGGACGGGCGCUGGGCGCUGCAGUCGGAGCCGCACCGGCGCUUCUUCGGGGGCCGGGAGGACCGGCUGUCCUGCUUCGCGCCCAGCGUCACCGAGGGCGAGCUCUGGACCGUGCACCUGGCCAUGCACCCCCAGGCCAACCUGCUGAGCGUCAGCCGCCGCCGCUACGCCCACCUCAGCGCCCACGAGGACGAGAUCGCCGCCGACAGCAACCUGCCCUGGGGGGUGGACGCCCUCAUCACCCUCUGCUUCCAGGACAAGAAGUACAGCCUGCGCACCGCCGACGAGCGCUACCUGCGCUGCGACGGCACCCUGGUGCCCGAGCCCGGCGCCCGCACCGGCUACACCCUCGAGUUCAAGGCGGGCAAGCUGGCCUUCAAGGACUGCGACGGCAAGUACCUGGCGCCCACGGGGCCCACCGGCACCCUCAAGUCCGGCCGCAGCUCCAAGCCGGGCAAAGACGAACUCUUCGACCUGGAGGAGAGCCACCCCCAGGUGGUUUUCACGGCGGCCAACGGCAGAUUCGUCUCCAUCCGGCAGGGCGUCAACGUCUCGGCGAACCAGGACGAGGAGCUGCACCACGAGACCUUCCAGCUCCAGAUCGACCGCGACACCAACAAGUGCAGCCUGCACACCAACGCCGGCAGCUACUGGACCCUGGUGGCCCAUGGGGGCAUCCAGGCCGUGGCCACCGAAGUCGGUGCCAACACCAUGUUCGACAUCGAGUGGCGCGGGCGGCGCGUGGCCCUGCGCGCCAGCAACGGCCGCUACGUCUGCACCAAGAGGAACGGGCAGCUGGCGGCCGUCAGCGACGCCGUGGGGGAGGACGAGGAGUUCACCCUGAAGCUGAUCAACCGGCCCAUGCUGGUGCUGCGGGGCGAGCACGGCUUCGUCUGCUACCACCGCGGCUCCAACCUGCUCGACUCCAACCGCUCCGUCUACGACGUCUUCCACGUCGGCUUCAGCGACGGCGCCUACCAGAUCCGAGGCCAGGGGGGCAAGUUCUGGUACGUGGCGAGCAGCGGGGCGGUCUGCAGCGACGGGGACCUCUCCGAGGAUUUCUUCUUCGAGUUCCGGGAGCGCGGGCGCGUGGCCAUCAAAGGGAAGAACGGGCGGUACCUGCGCGGGGACCCGGCCGGCACCCUGCGGGCCGACAGCGAGUCGGUGCUGCGGGCCACGCUCUGGGAGUACUGAGCCACCGGGCGCUGGGGACGGGGCGGCCGGGGCACUGGCACCGCCGUGGCCCCGAGCCCGCCCUGCUCCUGGGACCGGGGUGGCCAGGGAGACCCAGGCAGGCGGAGGAUGGUGGCAGAGCCGGCGGUGGCAUCGUCCACGGCAGCCGUGUCCCCGACCCCCCCCUCUACUCGUGGCAUUAAAGUGCGUCUGGAUUGCA
This is a messenger RNA of Cygnus olor (mute swan), 2796 nucleotides long. RefSeq names its product fascin actin-bundling protein 2, retinal (gene FSCN2). Gene Ontology annotation, cellular component: actin cytoskeleton; cytoplasm. Gene Ontology annotation, molecular function: actin filament binding; protein-macromolecule adaptor activity. The transcript has 5 exons. Bases 1122 to 2597 code for a protein of 491 amino acids. Gene Ontology annotation, biological process: cell migration; establishment or maintenance of cell polarity; actin filament bundle assembly. Lineage: Eukaryota; Metazoa; Chordata; Aves; Anseriformes; Anatidae. The record is from RefSeq and is a predicted model, not a curated record.